Molecule: messenger RNA, 1837 nt
Organism: Rhizopus microsporus ATCC 52813
Lineage: Eukaryota; Fungi; Mucoromycota; Mucoromycetes; Mucorales; Rhizopodaceae
Exons: 1
Coding region: 7-1755 (582 amino acids)
Molecular function (GO): protein binding
Source: RefSeq, a predicted model, not a curated record
CUAUUAAUGAGCAGCAUACAACAACUACCAACAGACAUACUUGAAUAUAUCUUUAGACAGAUCUCGAGACUAAGUUUAUUAGAGUGCCGACUUACUUGUUUGCAAUGGCAUCCAGUUGCUUCAAAACAUUUGUUCUAUGAAGCUAAAAUAGACCAUCGCCAUAGUUUGAAGGCUUUCUUGAAGCUCAACCGAAAGCAAAUCUCAAACAGGCUAAUUCAGCCUGGAAUGUUUAUUAGAAAAGUAAGAAUGAUGUACUGUUUAUGCAUUCCCGAUGAAAAAGGUGAAGUGUUGUCGUAUCACGAUUUCGAAAAACUGGUCAAAUGCUGCCCGAAUAUCGAAACCCUCCACCUUUCUUCGUUCCUUUUUUUAAACUGUAUGGUAGCUCAUUUGUUCAAAAUGGAUGAUGAUAUAAAGUGGAAACUACGAAAUUUAAACACUGUAUGUGAUGAUAACACAGUCUUAAAAUUGCAUGCCAACUCUAAAGACUCUGUUGAACUGAUCUCUAAGCGUCAUGAUGUAGACACAGUACAGUUCUUUAGAAAAUAUCCAGCACUUCAAGAUGUCAAAUUAUCUUCUCCUCUACACAUCAAAGCUAUGCAAGAUUUUGUGCGUAUAUUUGAUGUAUCCCCCAAUUUAUCUAAACUGGAUGUAGUCAUUGAAACAAAAGACCUGGCACAAUUUGUUGUCAAUGAAAAGAAGCACCCUUCUUUGAAGACUUUAGACAUCACAGUUCUCACAUCAUUGAUACCAAAGCAAUUGCUCGAUUAUUUCACUGAAAGAUUUGAUCGCCUCUCUCAUAUACACAUAUACAUAAAUCAAAAUGAAGAGCUCACAAACUUUCCUGAAGUUUACAAUGGGUUACUGAACUUUUUGGUCACUCGCCCUGAAAAUUCUUUUUUUCAGUUAACGUUGAACAGAAGAAUGCAGCAAGUUGACAAUAUGAUUUCUGAAUGUAUAAGCAACACUUUUGGACUACAGCUCAUGGAAUCAAAUGUAUAUAACUCUAUAAAGAUUUUCAAAAGAUCAAAUACUACAAAACGAAUGGCAAUCACAGCAAGCUUGAAAAAGUUACCCAACGAUACAGUCGUUCGUGAGCUCGCUUUGCAGAUAGCAGAUCGUGGAGGAAGACUUUUUUCACAACAAAAUAUAGACAGAACGCCACCAAAUAUACAUAAACUCUACAUAAACCUAAAGAAUCAAAGCACACAUUUAUCGCAGGAUAUCUGUUUAUUUAUACAGAAAUGUCAAGAACUUUGGGGCUUGACUAUUUGGAGCGGCUGCUUGUAUACAUUUCAUGACUUGGUUUAUGAAUCAAUCAAGGUCUUACAAGUGCAUGGAUCUGAAUUUGAUCCUAAUUUCCUUCGAAAAUUGUCAAUCAGCUGCCCCAACUUGGAAGAGCUCUACUUGCAAUCCAUUGACAUUCUUAUUGAAGGAGAUAGUGAUGACAUUUUUGACGCAGCUAAUGAUGACGGUGCUGAAGUAAACUUGGUGGAUAUGUCACUGCAAAAGCUAUCUCUUGAUACGCGAGUCAUUAAUCCUUAUGAAAGGAAUUGGAAACAAGAACUUGUAUAUGUUACAACACAUAAAGGACGCACAAAUAUUUUAAUAGAGAAUAUCAGUAAGCUUACGAUAUUGACAACAGAAAAAGCCGUUGAAGUCAAACGAUGUAUGAAGCCUCUAGUUCAAUAUAAUAUUCGUUGCCAUGAUGUUGCUCGUUUUGAGAUAAAUGACAUUGAAGUUCAGCUUGUACAAUAAAACGCACUUCUGCUUCUCUGUAAUUCUCAAAGGCGCUAUUGUGCUCAUUGAUUAACAAAAAAAAAAGACAACACAUAUUGAG